This is a messenger RNA of Spea bombifrons (plains spadefoot toad), 900 nucleotides long. RefSeq names its product teneurin-2-like. Gene Ontology annotation, biological process: signal transduction. The transcript is spliced from 4 exons. Bases 352 to 900 code for a protein of 182 amino acids. Lineage: Eukaryota; Metazoa; Chordata; Amphibia; Anura; Pelobatidae. The record is from RefSeq and is a predicted model, not a curated record. Gene Ontology annotation, cellular component: membrane.
GUAAUAGUAACUGGGAAGAGCUGCGUGGACACGCGUUCCGGCACUGGAGACUUUUGGAGGGUGAUAACUGCCCUACCAUAGAGAGUACUGUGGGGAUAAUCCUUGUGGGCUGUGAAACUCCUGGAAAAUUAAGCGGGAGACAGAGGCGGGCGAUUAGAAGUCACCGCAUAGAAUUGCUGUAGUGAAACCUGCAGGACAAUCUGAAGAUGUCCCAGUAAUUGCUCAGCUGUGAGUGAAACACGCUCUUCACCGCUGGAAUUUUUAUUUGUGGACAUAGCAUUUCCAGGUGAAGAGUAAUUUUUAAGAAAUUCUUUCUUACGCUAUUGAAGUUAGACACUUGCUAAGGAUAAAAUGGAUAUAAAAGAUCGAAGACACAGAUCUCUGACAAGAGGACGUUGUGGAAAAGAAUGUCGAUAUACCAGCUCCUCAUUGGAUGGCGAGGACUGCAGAGUACCUACUCAGAAGUCCUACAGCUCCAGUGAAACAUUAAAGGCUUAUGAUCAUGAAAACAGAAUGCAUUAUGGGAAUCGUGUUUCUGACCUAGUUCACAGAGAGUCUGAUGAAUUUCCAAGACAAGGAACCAACUUUAGCCUGGCUGAACUAGGAAUCUGCGAGCCUUCCCCUCAUCGAAGUGGAUUCUGCUCGGAUAUAGGUAUACUUCAUCAGGGUUAUUCCCUGAGUGCAGGGUCUGACGUUGACUCUGAUACUGAAGGAGGAAUGUCGCCAGAGCAUGCUAUACGGCUGUGGGGUAGAGGUCUGAAAUCCAGGCGUAGCUCUGGUCUCUCAAGUCGCGAAAACUCAGCCCUGACACUGACUGACUCGGAUAAUGAAAAUAAAUCAGAGAAUGAGAACGGUAGGCCUAUUUUCUCUCUUCAGAUGUAUCGCAAAUUAAAAGAUUAA